CGAACCUGGGCAUGAAACGCAAAUGAAAUUCAAUAACACAAAUCACAGCAAAAAGGACUAAAAGUGGAACAAAAAAUACAAAAAAGGGAAAGUAACGCGAAUCAUCGCAAUGUAGCAAUCAAAUGAACUGCAAGUGAAAGAAUUGUACGGAUACGAACGCUCUUUUUGGGCAUUCGCAUGUUUCAGUUUGCCACGGAGUUCGAUGAAAUUUGCAUUUGCUAAUAACAACUUUGACGUGUUUUAAAUUAGAAAAGUGAGAAAAAGAAAUUGGAAAACAAAACAAUUUAUCAAAUAUUAAAUUGCCUCUACGUACGUGCGAAGCAACAAAGCGGGCAACAUAUGGCUGGAUUCGACAAUGCAUGCACUUGCCACAUCGAUUUAUUCGCAAAGUUCCGCUUCCAACAACACACCGUCUACAUCUCCAGAGCAAUCGGUUGCAUUCCCCGCAGUGGAAAAUUCCGAAACAUCAGCUAAAGCGGCUACCUCUCACACCCCCAUUGCAUAUGUCAAAUUGCAUGGCAGUGUUACAGCGAAUGAUGGUGCUGAUGACGCUGCGACAUCACCGGAUCGUACACCCAAGAAAUGUGCCACCGUUACAAUGAUGCUUGCUAAGCGUAUCACUCGCAAUGCCUGGUCAGUUGAGGAUGAACAUUUCUUCGAAUCGAAUCACAUGAACGUCUGGCAAACUUUGGAAUAUAUAUCGAGCUUUACGCUCCGCAAACGCUACAACUAUGAGGGCUACAAUGAUAAUAACAAUGGUGUUUUGGCCCUGGCAUCCUCGUGGCGUCGUGAUAGUUUCGUGGAGAAGAAUGUUAAUCCCAAUGGUGAUGAGGCAGCCAACGGAAGUCGCAAAUCUACCGGCGGAGGUCCGUCAUCUGCUGGGAGCGGCAAGUAUGGUGUAUCGUCCGGCAAUGUAAAUGCAUCAUCGCAUCAAAAUCGCCAGUUUGAUAACGGGGGUGAUGGUACGAUCGGUCCUGGGUCCGUGAGUGGUAGUGCCUCGGCCGUUGCUGGUGCAAAUCGCAUACGCGGUCAAAAGCCGUCGGUUAAAAAGAAGCAUGGUAAAAAUUCAAAAGCAAAUCGUGAUGUUUCAAGGACGAAAAGCAAGAGAACAAGUGGUGCACAUCGUAAACGUCUGGAGAGCCAGAAGUUGCUUGCCAAGGAGUUCGAUACGGAAUAUGCUCUAUCACCAUCCGACUAUGUGGAUUUAAUCAAAUGCAUCUUCAAUUCACCCCGGAUCAGUGCAGCUUUAGAACGGCUAAUGGGCACAAAUGUAGUUCGACUAACUGACCGCAAUUACAUGAAGGAGUUGCGAGAACGUAUCGAGGAGGACUAUCGCCAAAAUCUACAGAAACGUAUCAAGGCCAGAGAGCUUAAAGAAGUCGAACGAGAACGAAUUUUAAUUAUUGAAGGCAAAACCAAAGUUAUUCCUGAUGAGUUGGCAGAUGACCCCAUUUUUGUGGUGGACAAAAAAGCCGAUUUGGAAAUAUCAAAGGCCAGAGCAAAGCUUAAAACAAAUCGAGAAAAGAAUUCGGAACGUUUGAAGCUGCAAGGUGCCAAAUGGCAACGUGAACGUAUCCAGCACGAAGAGAAUGAAGCGCAGCGUUUGGAUCAAUUACGCAAUCGUAUACAGGAUCAGGAUAAUUUAGAGCGGCAAUAUACUGAAGAGGAUGCCACCAAGGGAGUCGAUUUGUUGAGGAUUCACGAUGAGGAAUGGUGGCCAUGUGAACAACGUUUGAAAGAGUUCCUGGAACAGGAAAGAGCAAAAAUGAAGGAACGUUCCGAACGUGUACCCACACCAUUUACCUCAGACCCUAAGGAUAUGCAACAGAUUUUGAGAGCAAGAAAACGUUUCCAGGAAACCGAAUUACGUAUACGCAAGCACAUCGAUGAACAAUUGUUGCGGCAGCAGCAAGAGGACCAGGGGCAAUGUGAAAAACUGCCAAAUGCGUAUUCGGAAGUCGAUGAACAAUCUCCAAAACAGGCCAUUUUACAAUCACAAGAGACUGCAGAUGGUACGGAGGUUCAACCAGCUGCAACUGAUGAAACAUCAUUGGUUCCCAAAGCUAUAGCGUCCGAUGAUGCAUCCGAUAUCUCAAGUGGUGAAUCAUUUGAUGAAGGCAGUACCAUCAGUGUGGCAAAACAGCGAUAUGCCAAUAUGUUGAAACACGAACUGGAAGGAGAUGUGGCCGAAGGUUUACUCAUUUCCAAGGAUCAAUACGAUCAUUUACGUUACGAAGAUGAGAAAAUAAUGCAAUUGCGAAAUGCUCGGGAUAUUCGAGAGCUCUAUCAGUUAGCCGAAGAGAUCAUCAUUGGAGAACGCAUUGAAGCUGAUGGGGAUGAUGAUGAGGGACAAGACGGUGGAGAGGGUACUACUGUUGGGGCUUAAGUGUUUCGUUUGAAAUCCAUUAAAUUAUAUAACACUGUUUUCUUUCGACACUUUCGAUUUUUAUUGUGGAAAAUUAUAUUUUUUUCUGUUUGGUUCACAAAUAUAAAUACUCUUAUUUUUGUGUGGAAAAAAAUUGGCA
Molecule: messenger RNA, 2525 nt
Organism: Musca domestica (house fly)
Lineage: Eukaryota; Metazoa; Arthropoda; Insecta; Diptera; Muscidae
Exons: 8
Coding region: 356-2386 (676 amino acids)
Source: RefSeq, a predicted model, not a curated record